UAUGUAUACGUAUAGCUAAUUCACUUUGUUAUACAGCAGAAACUAACACACCAUUGUAGAGCAAUUAUACUCCAAUAAAGAUGUUAAAAAAAGCCAUUUUAUAAUACUGGAAAACUGUAGUUAACCUACUUACAUUCUUUAUCUUUGCUUACUAAAGCAUUUACUUAGACUUUUUGAAAGUUUUUAAAGGUGCCAUCAAAAUAAUUUGAUGUAAUGACUGUGUCCCAGUUGAAAAAACCAAAACCAGAAAAGAUAACCACUUGCUCAAAAUCAUACUGUGUGACAAGGCCAGUCUUUGCAUUACACAGUACGUUAAUACAUAGAAAGAACAUCUUUGGCGUGAGCUCAUCUUCUGGUUUAUUUUAUAACGAAAUAUUGGAACAAAUUAGAGGAAGGGAACAGAUACAAAUCAUCUGAACUGAUGAGUAGUUUCCAAGCCAUGUAGUUUUGCUUUGGAGUAUUCUUUUAUUUUUAUUUGAAUAUUGUCCUGUGUGAAUUCAUAAUUUUUCCAAUAAGCCCCACUUUGAAAGCAUGACCCAAGAGGAGCUGAAAAUGCGUGUGCUUUUCUCUCAUGUUUCCCCAUCCAUCUCAUUAUAUCCUAAGAACAUGGUCACUUAACGGACCGAAAGCAGACAGCACAGCUGCCGUUUCAGUGUUCUGGUUCAGACUUUUCCCGAGUUAGAGGAGGUAAACAACUUGCAGGCUGUGGCUCCUAUGAGGAUUGUUUUUAAGUGUUAAGGAUUGUAGUAUAGCACUUCUUAAUACUUCUUGAAAAAUUGAAAGAUGUUAAGUAAAUAUCCUCAAACCUGAUGAGUUUAUUCCCCGAGGAUUGGUUUUGUUAGGUCACAGACACGUGUAUAGUGAGGGUGUUUGUGGUCUACGAUUAGGGCUGUGCUCAGUGACCACGUGCUUGCGCGGCAGUGGUAGAGGUUUGACAAGGCCGUAGAUUCAGAUCUUUGAGUAAGAGGAGAGGAGAGACUUCUGGAGCUAUAUGAAGUUCUGUAAUUUUCAAAAUAAAAAAAUUUCAGAUUGAGUUGCUUCAUAUCUCUUCUUUUAAAAAAAUGUGUAUUUCUUUAUCCCCUCACGUCCUGUACCUUGACCUCUUCAGCGAGCCACCGCCUACUGCUUCUCUGUCCAUCUGUGAGUUCAUGCAGUUGUCCACUGUCCCAGGUGGGGAGGAGGGGAGAAUUAGAAGAAUGAGGGGCGCUGUGGGGCAAGGCAGCGGGAGCAGCUCUGGAGUCGUGGGGUUGAGAAGGUAACUGAGAAGUCCGCAUCUGUGCAUCUAGGCCUCUUAGCACUUGCCGAAUGUCAGAGUGUCUAGUGUGGACGCUUGAACAGAUUUUCUUUCGUUUCUUCAGACUGUCUGUGGUAGUGAACUGAAGGGCUGGUGAGGAGACAGUGGCUUAUCAGUUUGCCUUUCUUCCUGGCGCUGCAGCUGCAGGGUUCACACUCUCCCUCUAGAAUCGUGUCUCACACAGGCCACUCGCUAGGUGAUAACUGCGCCAGAUUCCAGAACUGGUCCUUCUUUGUGUUCCCUCUUUGGUCUUCUGGAUUGAAAAAUGAAAGUUUGGAAUGUUCACUGUGUCAUAGAAGUGAAAGAAAGUGAAGUAUUUACUGGAUUUGUGUAUUAUUAGGAGCUUUAUAUGUAACGCACUCUUUACUCUUCACAAAUUGAUGAUGUGAUUAUUAUUUUUCCCAUUAUAUUGAUAGGGAAACUGAAGAUCACAGGUUAAACAGUUUACCCGAGGCUGUACAGUCAGUAAAUGACAUCAGAUGCUUCAUUUCCCUCGAAUCCAGGGGUCCCCAGCCCCCGGGCCGCAGACCUGUUCGGAGCCGGGCCGCGCAGCAGGAGGUUUAACUGAUGCCAAAAUAGCAGAGAAAUCAGAGCCCUUGGGAACCUUAGGAAUCAGAGAAUUAGCCUCUUCGUUUCACAGGAUUAAUUUAUUUUUGGAAAUCAAGUGCAAUAUUAAAGGAAAACAAACCACACUACCUUAUUGGAAGCCAUUUCUGCUAAUUUUAUUACAUUUUAAAAUUUAUGGUUUGAUUUGAAUACUAUCAUGGGAGGAGCUGUGAGUGCUGGGGAAGAUAAUGAUGACUUAAUUGAUAACUUAAAAGAAGCUCAGUAUAUCCGCACUGAAAGAGUGGAGCAAGCCUUCAGAGCGAUUGAUCGCGGAGAUUACUAUUUGGAAGGCUACCGAGACAAUGCUUACAAAGACUUAGCCUGGAAGCAUGGCAACAUACACUUGUCAGCACCUUGCAUUUAUUCAGAAGUUAUGGAAGCGUUGAAACUUCAACCAGGAUUGUCUUUUCUUAACCUGGGAAGUGGAACCGGAUAUUUAAGUACAAUGGUGGGCUUAAUUUUAGGUCCUUUUGGAAUAAAUCAUGGGAUUGAGCUUCAUUCAGAUGUGGUGGAGUAUGCCAAGGAAAAACUGGAGAGCUUCAUCAAAAAUAGUGAUAGCUUUGAUAAAUUCGAGUUCUGUGAGCCUGCAUUUGUGGUUGGCAAUUGUCUGCAGAUAGCGUCAGACAGCCACCAGUAUGAUCGGGUCUACUGUGGGGCUGGAGUCCAGAAGGACCACGAACACUACAUGAAGAUACUGCUGAAAGUCGGGGGCAUCCUGGUCAUGCCCAUAGAAGACCAGUUAACACAAAUUAUGCGAACUGGACAAAACACUUGGGAAAGUAAAAACAUCCUUGCUGUGUCAUUUGCCCCACUUGUGCAGCCGAGCAAGAAUGACAAUGGCAAACCAGAUUCCGUGGGCCUCCCCCCCUGUGCUGUCAGGAAUCUGCAGGACUUGGCUCGCAUUUACAUUCGACGCACACUUAGAAAUUUCAUAAAUGAUGAGAUGCAGGCCAAGGGCAUUCCUCAGAGGGCGCCGCCCAAAAGGAAAAGGAAGAGGGUCAAGCAGAGGAUUAACACUUACGUCUUUGUGGGGAAUCAGCUCAUCCCUCAGCCUCUAGACAGCGAGGAGGAGGAGAAGAUGGAGGAAGAUAAAGAGGGGGAGGAGAAGGACCACGGCGAAGCCCGCAAGCAGGAGGAGCCGCCCCAGAACUUGCUGAGGGAGAAGAUCAUGAAGCUCCCCCUGCCCGAGUCUUUAAAAGCUUACUUGACGUAUUUUAGGGAAAAAUAACUUAGAGCAAGAAGAAAGAAUGCCUACUGAUAAUUCCUUUAGUCUUGAAAAUGUAGCAUUUGUUAGAAGUUAAAAGAGAAUUCUUUCUUUCAUCAGAGUGAAUUUUUAGUGGAAAAAGUAUAACUUGUUUCUGUCUUAGUAAUACAAAUGAUGUAUUCUGUGAUUAAAAAGAAUCCCUUUUAUAAAAUAUAUUUUUCUUUAAAUCUUGUUAAAAUUGCUGUUUUAACUUGGAGCGACUUCAAGAGUGGAAUGUAAAGUAGUCAAGACUGGGUCCUUCAGAUCCUCAUCUGGUUCCUUACAGACUAGUAGUGUGAGGGUUAGGUUUAAUUUUCCAUAAGGUGAAAUCAUCAUGAAGCAUAUGUAGUCUGAUUCGAAUUGCAGCCAUUUGCAUUUCCUCCAUGAAACCUUUAUCUAACAAGGAAAUCAGAAGCUUUGUGUUUUGCAGUCACUGUUGCUGAGUUGCUGUAGGUCUAUUCCGGGCGAUGUAUGAGUGCAAUAACGAUGCAGAUACGGAGUAACGUAGCUUUGAAAAGCCUCCUUUCAGGGAGUUCAACAGCACUGCUACUCUUGCUCUUGAAUCUGUUGCCAAAAGACAUGGGGAAAACAUCUGCUUCUCUCAUAGAGACUUUAGGAGCACGUCAAGUGAAUAUUAAAAUAAAACGUAUAUACUUAAUACAACUCUUAGUUUGUGUGGACCCUUUACAUUUUCAGUAUUUAAAAAUGACGAGGUUAUCUUACUCUGAAGUUUUAGAAGCUAGUGUAUUUAGGACGGUUUUCCCUGUAGUCCACUGUAUAAAGUAUUUGCUUUAAGAGAGUCCGUUGUUGUACGCGACUGUUGAUCGCUCAUCGGUGCAUCGGCCCGAGGGGGCUGCUCACAGGUGCACUUUAGCAAAGGGAAUCCUGGUUCACUGGCAGGUUCAUCCUUGACAAGUAGGGCUGCGCCAGCCUGCAUUUGCUUUGAAAUUCAUCUUCAUAGCAUAGGAAGUAGUCACAGAAAUUAUACGUAGAUGACCUUUUCUUUGAAAAUUCGGAAUCAUAGUGUAAUCUUUGGGACCUACACUGGGCUCAUUUAAUUUCCUCCCAUGUUUUUCUUUUGUUCUUGUUUCUUGUGGUAAAGGAACAGUGAUUUUCAUUUUUUUGCUUAAUAUCCCAUCCUACUGUAUUCACUAUUUGAAAGUCAGUAGUGAAACAAACAGGUGGUAAAUGCCAUUAUUAGUGUGUUUCUUUUCUUCCUACUAGGGCCUGAAGAGUCAUGCCUUGUUUAAGAAAGUAUACAGUGUAGCAUAUUUAGUGCUAUUUAGUGUUCCAUGGAUUAUAUAUUUUUUAAAAGGAAAAAUUUGAGAGUAUCACUUAUCACCACCAGCAUCACUGUUACAACUGUUGAACAAGUAUGCUGGAGGAAACGCAGUCGAUGUGUAGUGGAAGGGUUAUUAUGUCUCUGCAAAGACUCAACCGUUAGAUGAAUGGUUUAAAAAAAUCUCAGCUCUGGUAAUUCCACACAUCUAAAAACAACAGUUUGAAAUAGCCUAAGCAUGAAUUAUCCCAGGUAAAUCAGGAUAUUUUAGUAAUGGGAAAGAUUAUUUCGUGGAAGCUGUUUGCUUUUUACCAUUGACUGGGCUUGGGCAUUGGGGGUAUCUCCACAAUUUUUCUUAGGUGAUUACUAAGCUGUUAUUGUUAAGAAAUGCCCCAUUCAUUUCUAUCAAGGAAAAAAAGGUAGUUUCAUACAAUUAUCAUGUUAGAAAUGUUCAUUUUAUUUUGAAAUCAGUGUCCAUUUUAGAAGUUUAAUUUUGAGUUCCUGGUGCCCACAUAUUUUUUAUCUAGCCGCCCCCCCACCAGCUUUGUUGUUUUCGGGGCAAGUGUUCAGAUAACGUCAACACAACGUUUUCUUAAAUCAUGGUGUUAACUAUUGAUAAGGGACGUUUUUGUUAAGGAUAUGUUUGAAGAUGGAGUUUUUCAUAUCAGCUUUCAUUCUGUUGGCUUUGGCAAAAUGUACGGUAGGUUUUCAUAAUCACUGCCUAUUUUUUGUCAUUGAAAUGUAUCUUUUGUGUUUUUAAAUGCAUUUAUUUCACAGUUGUGACUUUACUAUUGACUUUAAAUAAAGAAGUAGAAAUAAAAAAUGAAAUUUUAAGUGAAAGCCCUUUUAUCUAUUAAUGGGAAUAUAUUAGAAUGAUUAAGAAUAUUUUGGGUGUUUAUUUUUUAAUGAAUCAUGUUAUAUUUGAGUGUGGAUGAUUAUGCUUUAUAGGUGGAGAGGUAGCAAAUAAAGAUGAAGUAAUUGAAAAUGAUGAGCAGUGUAUUCAUGGGAUUUUGCAGUGGGGUAAUUAUUUGUUCUGCGGAGAGAAAGUAGGCCUAGGGAGGGAGCACGACGACCUACCCCUCAGUCAGAUUGCUGCUUGGAGAUGGCUUGAAAUAGCAUCCAGAAUCUGAUAAAGCCCGAGAAACUGCCAGCAAUACCGUAACUACCAGGAACAUCAUUUAAGUCUGUACUGCUUAUCGGUCGAUAUAUCUGGUUCUAGUACUAAUAAAGAGAAAUGUCAUUAAAAUAGCAGACAUCGUAGUUAAAAUACAAAAUGUGUAAGUGUUGGUUUCCAGCUGUUUGAGAGGACAAAAGUGAAGCAAAACCUGUUAAUUUAUGGGAAAACUUGAAAAAUUAUUUUAAAUAAAC
Mesoplodon densirostris (Blainville's beaked whale) is the source of this 5790-nucleotide messenger RNA. RefSeq names its product protein-L-isoaspartate (D-aspartate) O-methyltransferase domain containing 1 (gene PCMTD1). NCBI's taxonomy places the organism in Eukaryota, Metazoa, Chordata, Mammalia, Artiodactyla, Ziphiidae. Gene Ontology annotation, molecular function: protein-L-isoaspartate (D-aspartate) O-methyltransferase activity. Gene Ontology annotation, cellular component: cytoplasm. The transcript is spliced from 7 exons. The record is from RefSeq and is a predicted model, not a curated record. The coding region runs from base 2058 to 3128 and encodes 356 amino acids. Gene Ontology annotation, biological process: protein modification process.